Molecule: messenger RNA, 1386 nt
Organism: Hyaloscypha bicolor E
Lineage: Eukaryota; Fungi; Ascomycota; Leotiomycetes; Helotiales; Hyaloscyphaceae
Exons: 6
Coding region: 60-1313 (417 amino acids)
Source: RefSeq, a predicted model, not a curated record
GGAGACUUGAGUCAGCUUCAAGAUAUAAUACAGAUAUUCGACCGCAAACCAUCUGCCCAAUGCUUGUCAGUCUCACUAUACAUAACUUUUUAGAUGCGGAUCGGCUCAUGUCCAGCAGUAUAGUGCAACAGAGCAAUUCAUGGGACCGGUUUAAGAUAUCUUGGACAGGAUUUUUAAUCAUAUUGGGAGGUAGUGAUACGUAUGGACCCUUUUUUGACCUGGUAAGCACUUUUGGGUUAAAGCACAACCCUCACGAUGAAGGCUUGAGUGGUUUCACAUAUCGGGUAAACUCCGUCAUUGGCAAGCAACUAUCGUACGAACUCUGCUAUAAUGUGCAAUAUGUCGAGAGACAUGGGAGGAUGGACGAGUAUCCUUGGUCCUUCCGAAACGUUGCUCUUUAUCAAAAGUUCGAUGAAAAGAAUUCCACAUCACGUUGGAUACUUCUUCAGCCACCAAGAAAGUUGAAGACCGCCCUCAAAAAUCUCUUUGAAAACACACAUGAUAGUCACGAAAGAACGCGUCAAAAUUUUCUCCUGAUACAUCUUCUAAUAUGUCUCAUUACCGAGGCAGGAUGGAGGCCAUUUAUCGCAGAUCUUGAAAAAGAAAUAGAUACCCUGAACGACAAAGCACUCUUCUCACGCGUUGGGAGAUUAGCAAAGUUUGACUAUAGCGUGGAAUUUUCGGAUACGCAAAAGCUGGAACAGAUAAGGCAGCGUAUAAUAAGAGCGAGUUCAGCUGUCAAUACAAGUAUCCGACUACCUGCAGGCUUGAAGUCAAUUUUAGAGAGAUUUGAGACGACCGAAUGCCGCGAAACAGAUAGCACUCUACUUCCGGAGCUCAAUAUGUACCUUUCUAGACUCGAAAGUCACCGCGUAUCCCUUCAAAGAUUACUCCAGGUUGCAGAAGGGACCAUGACUCUAUUGCUUCAAAUCUUAGACUUUCGUCACGAUGAGGCCAUCAACCAGAAUGCUAUCGCAACGCGAAAUCUCCUCUCUGCCACGCAUCAUGAAAAUGAAUUGAUGACGGUUAUUGCCCGUGGAACGCAGCGAGACUCACGAACAAUGAAAAUUGUGGCGUUCAUCGCCAUGAUAUAUCUCCCAGCUACUCUGGUUGCUUCUAUAUUCAACUCAGAAAUCGUGAGUAUAGCGAACGGACAAGAGACCGAAACUACACGCAUUCAGAUUAUAGCGUCUUUUUCCAUUACCACUUUCUUGCUUACAGCACUCACUAUCGUCGGGGCUAUGAUUUGGGAUAAAGGAGGUUUUCCCGUGUCGAUGCUGCGGGGACGCUCAUCAAACAGCAGUUCACUAUAAUGGAUCUGUUUUGAUUCACUUGCGAAUAUUUAGAUAAUAACUCAUUCUAUUAGCCCCUCAAUCGACAUUAAUC